Molecule: messenger RNA, 1661 nt
Organism: Chara braunii
Lineage: Eukaryota; Viridiplantae; Streptophyta; Charophyceae; Charales; Characeae
Source: the annotation of a GenBank genome assembly
ACCUUUCAGAGAGCGAUGAACAUCACCUUUCAAAAAUUUGUCAACAAGACCCGACUGACCCAGGGAAUGAUCAACUUCUGCGUCAUUGUGUAUAUGGACGAUAUCUUGGUGUAUUCUGAAUCGUUUCACGGGCAUGUUCAGCACAUUGAGUGGACGCUCGGAGCGUUGCGAGAUGUUGGGUUCAAGAUUGCGUUGGAGAAGAAUGAGUUCUUCCUUUCAGAGAUCUCGUUCCUGGGGUACGUGGUGACCCGAGGAGGCUUAAGGCCAGAUUCGAGAAAAGUCGAAGCGGUUCGAGAAGCUCCCACGCCUACGUUGCUGACACAGGUUCGAGUCUUUAUGGGGUUGGCGUCGUACUACCAGAGGUUUAUCAAGGGGUUCACGACGAUUGCUCGACCUCUAACAAACCUCCUACGAAAAGACCAGCCAUUGAAGUGGAACGCAGACUGCGAAAAGGCCUUUGUCGCUUUAAAAAAGGCCCUCGCCUCCGCACCUAUUUUGAUUCGGUCCGAUCCUGGUAAGCAAUUCAUCGUCAUUACAGACUUGCAGCUCGAGGCGAUCUCCAAUAUUUUGGCCAGAAGGGGAAGGUCAACCACAAGCACGUCAUUGAAUACGCCUCGCGAACUGUACCUUAUGAAAGAAGGAACGAUUCGGCCCCUCAAGACAUCUCGACCCAAUUACGAGCAAAGUCCUGGUGUUUUGGCACAACUCUUGGACAAUCUACCUUUGGAUAUCCUUUCACGCUGCGAUGAGCGGUCCACACCAGUGGCGCUCCCUCGUACGUUGGUACCGCAUCUAUUGUGGUCCACGUGUACGGAGCUCGACGACGACAAUUGUUAUUACCCCUCUUCGGGUCAUUACCUCGUCAUUGACGUGACCGAUCUCACCUUGUGGAAUCCGAUCGUCCGAAGAGUGGAGGUGGGAGAGGAAGCCGACGAUGAGGAGGUAGAGGAAGAGAAAGAUCAAGAAACCGAAGAAGAAGAAAACUCAGGGGCGGGAUCGGACGACCCCGAUUACUGCGUGUCUGAGGAAGGCGAGCCGGAAGGAAGUGAGUCGAACGGAUCGGUCAGCUCCAAUGAGCGAAGUGAGGAGGAAGACAAAGCCGCAACCCUGAGGAGGCAAGAAAAGGCAGAAGGGAAGCGGUCAGUGGAAGAGUCGGAUGAACCAGCCGUGCGGCUAUUGCAAGAAGAAGAGGAGGAGGAGGACGAGGAGUGGGAAGAGGAUGAGGAAGAACAGGAUGAGAAAAAAGAGGAGAAGGAAGAAGAGGAGGAGGAAGAAGAGGAGGUGGGCCCGACGAUGGUGGAAGAGGAGGAGGAGGCCACGGCGACGGAGGAGGAGGAAGAAGAAGAAGAGGCGGAGGAGGAGGAGGAGGAAGAAGGAGAAGAAGAAGAGGAGGACAAGGAGUACGAGGAGGCCCCGACGGAAAUGUCGGGCGAAGAGGCGGCAGCGGCGGCGGCGGCGGUGGCAGCGGAGGAGGAGGUGGAGGAGGAGAGAUGACGAGGAUGGGGAGGAGAAUGAGUAGGAGGAGACCCCAGCGAUGGUGGAGGAGGAGGAGGCGGAGGAAGAGGAGGAGGAGGAGGAGUGGGAGGGGGCCAAAAUGAUUGGCCACCCGAUCACUCCGCCGGCCCUCCCCGCUUUUUUUUCAAUCAAUCAAUCAAUCAAUC